AGCGAGUGAACCAAUCACUGUGUUUGGAAGAAAGCGCUUUCUCAGAGCAGACGUAACACCUGUAGCUCAGGAUCUUCCCCCGGACCGGCUGCGUCAUGGCGGCGGCUCAGUGUAUCCGUAACCCCAGGGACAUCGCGUCGCUGUACCGGGAUCUCAGCCAGUUUCCAUCCCUCUCCAGCGCGUCUAUAGGGCCGGAGGUCACCACGCAGUACGGGGGUAAAUACAGCAACAUAUACACAGAGUGGUCGCAGAGAGAUCUGGAUCGGAAUGAGCAGAUUAAGUUUUGCCGGCAGUAUAUAGUCUUCCAUGACAACAACACUGUUGUGUAUUCCAGUUCUUGUGGGAAUGGCAGUGAGAUAACGGGAGAACUCCUCAGCAGCGAGUCGCCCUCAGGAGCACUGAAAGCCGUUCUGCGGGGGAGUAAGAGCAAGACGGGCGAUGCCAUCCAAUUCCUGGAGGUCUGGGACAGGAAUCGGAAGGUGAAGAGCAUCAAUCUGACGGUUCUGGAUAAACACGGGAAGGUGUAUGAAGAUGAGCAGUUUGGGUGUCUGUCCUGGUCACAUUCGGAGUCCCACCUUCUGUACAUUGCCGAGAAGAAGCGGCCUAAGACAAAGUCCUUUUUCGAGGCGUCUGCCGGAGAUCUUUCCGUUCCCUCGGAUGAGGAUGAAGCCAAUAAACCUGUGAAGGGGGAUCAGUUUGUGCUGCAUGAAGAUUGGGGGGAGGGGCUGGUGAAGAAGAGCAUCCCGGCGCUGUGUGUGCUGGAUAUUGAGAGCGGUAACAUUUCGGUCCUGGAGGGAAUUCCGGAGCACGUGUCUCCUGGACAGGCGUUCUGGUCCCCGGAUGAUACAGGGGUGGUGUUUGUGGGAUGGUGGCACAGUCCAUUUCGCGUCGGCCUGAAGCAUUGCACUAACAGAAGGUCCGCCAUGUUCUUUGUGGACCUGACUGGAGGGAAAUGUGAGCCGCUCUCUCCUGAUUCCUCCUCCGUCUUCUCACCUCGUCUGAGUCCAGACAAGUGUCGCAUUGUGUAUCUGAGGUGUGAGGUGUUCGGGCCUCACCAGCAGUGCUGCCAGCUGCUCAUGUACGACUGGUAUACCAAAGUCACCUCUGUGGUGGUGGAUACGGUGGCGCGAUCGGAAGAUGGCCGGUUUGAGGGGAUUUACACUCAGCUGCUGGCGCCGCUCUGCUGGUCUGCGGACAGCCAGAGAGUAAUUGUGGACACUGCGCUGCGCAGUCAGCAGGUACUGAUUGCUGUGGAUAUAAUGACGGGGAAAGUGACCCCUCUCCAGUCCAGAGAGGCGUCGCAGGGCAGCUGGAAAUUAAUGGCCAUUGACCGUGACCUGAUGGUUGUCCGGUUUUCGUCUCCGAGCUGUCCUCCCACUCUGAAGGUGGGGUUCCUGCCUCCAGCCCUCAGUGGAGAAGACAUCACCUGGGUGUCCUUAGAGGAGGAGAAUUCCGUGCUGAACAUAGACUGGGGCUAUAAGACCCAUAAACCGCCUGCGGGGCAGGAGAACCCCCAGUACCCCGGCCUAGACUAUGAGUCCAUCUUCCUGAAGCCGCAGCAGCUGCGUGAGCAGUGUCGUGUCCCGUUGGUGGUGUUUCCGCACGGGGGUCCCCACUCCUCGUUUGUCAGUGAGUGGAUGCUGUUCCCGGCCGUCCUGUGUAGAAUGGGCUUCGCCGUGCAGUUGGUGAAUUAUCGCGGAUCCCUGGGAUUUGGGCAGGACAGCGUCUCUUCUCUGCUGGGGAGAGUUGGAGAGCAGGACGUGAAGGAUAUGCAGACGGCGGUGCUGCAGGUUCUGCAGACGGAGCCCAUAGACCCACACAAAGUCGUUCUGUGCGGAGGGUCCCACGGCGGCUUUCUGUCCUGCCAUCUGAUUGGUCAGUAUCCAGAUUUCUACAAAGCCUGCAUUGUGCGCAACCCAGUCACCAACAUCCCAGCGAUGGCCGGAUCCACUGACAUACCGGACUGGUGCCAUGUGGAGACCGGCCGCACUUACUCCUAUCAGGCUCUACCUGUUGCUGCACAGUGGGAGGACAUGUUGAAUAAAUCCCCCAUCACCUAUGUACCCCAGGUGAGGACCCCGGUGAUGCUGAUGCUGGGAGAAGAAGACAGGCGUGUGCCAAACACUCAGGGGCUGGAGUAUUAUAAAGCGCUGAGAGCCCACAAUGUGCCAGCCAGGUUACUCUGGUAUCCUGACAACAACCACUCAUUAUCCAAGGUGGACGCUGAAUCGGACGGGUUCAUGAACAUUGCGCUGUGGAUCCUGAAACACCUGUGACGUGACGUCUGCCUUUACCUGUGUCUGACCGUGUUCUGUAAAGGGCUCUUAUCUUCCAGCACAUAGAAGGGUAACACCCAGGUGCGAGGCCCAGAGUGACCUCGUGCCCCCGCUACACUGAUCACCUGACUGUUGUGUCAUCCACAUCGAUGACAUCACCAGUGCACAGCGGGGGGGGAUUACUCCUCAUCAUACAGGAGGUUUUUUAAUGAGCAGUUUAUACACAUUGUUACUCUAUUAUGGAAUUGAUAAUAGCUGUUACUAAUUUAUAUUAAAAGCUGCUGCAGAUGAUGGUUCCGCACUUAUGCUAACGAGCGGCGGCGUUGUGACGAC
This is a messenger RNA of Pseudophryne corroboree (corroboree frog), 2609 nucleotides long. It is a transcript of the gene APEH, whose product is annotated as acylaminoacyl-peptide hydrolase. NCBI's taxonomy places the organism in Eukaryota, Metazoa, Chordata, Amphibia, Anura, Myobatrachidae. The record is from RefSeq and is a predicted model, not a curated record. Gene Ontology annotation, molecular function: serine-type endopeptidase activity. The coding region runs from base 96 to 2276 and encodes 726 amino acids. The transcript is spliced from 22 exons. Gene Ontology annotation, biological process: proteolysis.